GUGACUGCGAGUUGGGACGCCUGAGGCCUGCCCCACCUGAGUCACCAGGCUGUUGUUGUCACUGGCCUUGUUGAAGUCCCUGCUCAGCCAGCCAGACCUCGGCGGGAACAGCAGCAUCUCCCAUCCUUCCAAGCUUUCAGGAGAAGCCGCUGGCCUUAUGGUGAGGCGAAUGGGUUGGGGGGGGACCAGGGGGCGGUUGGGGCGGUGGGGAGACUUGGGGCCUGGAUCAGUGCCCCUCCUCCCCAUGCCACUGCCUCCUCUUCCUCCUCCUCCAAGUCGGGGGCCUGGGGGAGGGAGGGUCUCCAUCUUCUCUCUGUCCCCUGCCCCUCACACAAGAAGUGCCCCGUCCUCGGCUCCUCCUUCAGCCCUGGGGCUCCCCUGCCCAGCAGUGCAGGCGUCAGGGGCUUCUCAACCUCACCAUAGUGCCAUCUCCACCCCAGCCACCCCCACAAUGCAGGCCAGGCCUGCGAUGACACCCAUCUCUGUACCCCCCUCCUGGGGUUCCCGCUCUGCCCCACCCUUGGCCUCGGUGACUCCCCCUCCCCCAUGCCGGUGCCCCCAGGACCCUCCUGGGCUUCGGAUAGGCCCUCUGAUCCCUGAGCAGGAUUACGAGCGGCUAGAGGACUGUGACCCUGAGGGGUCCCAAGAUUCACCCCUCCACGGGGAGGAGCAGCCCCUGCUUCAUGUACCUGAAGGACUCCGAGGCUCCUGGCACCAUAUCCAGAACCUGGACAGCUUCUUCACCAAGAUCUACAGCUACCACCAGAGGAGCGGCUUUACCUGUAUCCUGCUGGAGGAUGUCUUCCAGCUGGGACAAUUCAUUUUCAUCGUCACCUUCACCACCUUCCUCCUUCGCUGCGUGGAUUACAAUGUUCUCUUUGCCAACCAACCAAAUAACCGCACAAGACCUGGGCUGCUCCACAGCAAAGUGACCUUGUCAGAUGCCAUCCUACCCUCAUCCCAGUGUGCCCAGCGGAUCCACUCCAGCUCCCUGAUGGUCUUCCUUCUGAUCCUGGCUACUGCCUUCUGGCUGUUCCAGCUGCUUCGCUCUGUCUGCAACCUCUUCAGCUACUGGGACAUCCAAGUGUUUUACAGGGAAGCCCUCCACAUUCCCCUGGGGGAGCUCGGCUCAGUGUCCUGGGCAGAGGUGCAGUCCCGCCUCCUGGCGCUGCAGAGGAGCGGGGGCCUGUGCGUGCAGCCGAGGCCGCUGACGGAGCUGGACGUCCACCAUCGCAUCCUGCGCUACACCAACUACCAGGUGGCGCUGGCCAACAAGGGCCUGCUGCCGACCCGCUGCGCGCUGCCCUGGGGAGGCAGCGUAGCCUUCCUCAGCCGCGGCCUGGCGCUCAACGUCGACCUGCUCCUCUUCCGCGGGCCCUUCUCGCUCUUCCGCGGCGGCUGGGAGCUGCCCGACGCCUACAAGCGCAGCGACCAGCGGGCCGCCCUGGCCGCGCGCUGGCGGCGCUCGGUGCUGCUGCUGGCCGCCGUGAACCUGGCGCUGAGCCCUCUGGUGCUGGCCUGGCAGGUGCUGCACGCCUUCUACAGCCACGCCGAGCUGCUGCGGCGCGAGCCGGGCGCGCUGGGGACGCGCCGCUGGUCCCGCCUGGCCCGCCUGCAGCUGCGCCACUUCAACGAGCUGCCGCACGAGCUGCGCGCGCGCCUGGCCCGCGCCUACCGCCCCGCCGCCGCCUUCUUGCGCGCCGCCGCGCCCCCGGCGCCCCUGCUCGCGCUGCUGGCCCGCCAGCUCGUCUUCUUCGCCGGCGCGCUCUUCGCCGCGUUGCUGGUGCUCACCGUCUACGACGAGGAUGUGCUCGCCGUGGAGCACGUGCUCACCGCCAUGACUGCCCUCGGGAUCCUGGCCACCGUGGCCAGGUCUUUCAUUCCGGAUGAGCAGGCGCAAAGUCGUUCACCGCAGCUCCUGCUGCAGGCGGCCUUGGCCCACAUGCACUACCUGCCGGAGGAGACCGGCCCUGCCGGCAAGGCCAGCGCUUACCGGCAGAUGGCGCGGCUGUUGCAAUACCGAGCGGUCUCCCUCACGGAGGAGCUCCUGUCCCCUCUCCUCACCCCACUGUUUCUGCUCUUCUGGUUCCGCCCUCGCGCCUUGGAGAUUAUUGACUUUUUUCAUCACUUCACUGUGGAUGUGGCCGGGGUUGGAGACAUCUGUUCCUUUGCCCUUAUGGAUGUGAAGCGCCACGGCCACCCUCAGUGGCUCUCGGAGGGACAGACAGAGGCCUCACUAUCUCAGCGUGCCGAGGAUGGGAAGACUGAACUGUCCUUGAUGAGGUUCUCCCUGGUUCAUCCACAAUGGCGCCCCCCAGACCACAGCUCCAAGUUCCUAGGGCACCUUCGAGGCCGGGUACAACAAGAUGCAGCUACCUGGGGCGCCAACUCCGUUCGCAGUCCCCCCACCCCCGGGGUCCUCAGCAACUCUUCCUCACCUCUGCCGGAGACCUUCCUGGCCAACCUCUUGGUGCAGCCCCUCCUGCCCCCACAGGACCUGAGCCCCACAGCCCCUUGCCCAGCUGCAGCCACAGCCAGCCUCCUGGCCUCCAUUUCCCGAAUUGCCCAGGACUCAAGCUGUGUGUCCCCAGGAGGCACUGGGGGCCAGAAGCUGGCCCAGCUCCCAGAACUCGCAUCUGCUGAGAUGAGUCUCCAUGCCAUCUACCUAUACCAGCUCCAUCAGCAGCAGCAGCAGCAGCAAGAACUGUGGGGGGAGGCUUCAGCCUCCUCCCUGUCCAGGCCCUGGUCCAGCCCCCCACAGACUCUCUCGCCAGAUGAGGAGAAGCCUUCCUGGUCGAGUGAUGGCUCCAGUCCCGCCUCCAGCCCCAGACAGCAGUGGAGAACCCAGAGGGCCCAGAAUCUGUUCCCUGGAGGGUUUCAGGAGCCCACAGACACGCAGAAGGAGCCUAGCCAGGCCCCUAGCAUUGACUGAGAGGGCUCCUUAAGGUUUCCUGGCUUCUCCAGCCCCAGGAGAUCAGACGAAGUGGAGUGGAAGGACGUGCCAAGCCCCCCUUAAAGACCCCCAUGGAUGCUUUAGUUGGGGAGUUGGGCAGGACUUGGAGUCAGUGAUGCCCUGCCCCAGAGAGCAGAGAAAGGGUAGGAGAGGAGAGGCAGCUGGAAACACAUGUUAGAGCCCACAUGGAGGGGCAAAGGGGACAACUAUUUGUCCUGGAGUGGUUGCCUGGGAAGAAGUUCCCAAGUGACCUCAACGUGGAGGGCUGGGCCAAGGUGGAGGCCAAGCUACACAGAAGGGAGCAAUGAGGGACUGGAUCUGAAAGGCAGUAGGUUCUUCAAGCUCGCCUGACCUUCAGGUUCCCCUGGGACUCGUGGAGGGCGAUGGGGGUGGGUGAGUGGAAAGCCUCUAGGGAGGCCUGCUGUUUUUGGAGUUCAGCCUUGGUGUGAUGCCUGAGGAAGUGGGUGUGGUUUCUCAUCCUGUCUGAAACAAGCAGUAAAGGUUACUCCUGGCUGUGGUGCACAUGUUUGUGACUUUAGUCCUUGGAAUCCCCACUCCUGGUAGCUGAGGGCUGCAUCUGCUUCUCAGUCAAGAUCAAAGGAGCGACACA
This is a messenger RNA of Camelus dromedarius (Arabian camel), 3563 nucleotides long. It is a transcript of the gene ATG9B, whose product is annotated as autophagy related 9B. Bases 158 to 2932 code for a protein of 924 amino acids. Lineage: Eukaryota; Metazoa; Chordata; Mammalia; Artiodactyla; Camelidae. The transcript is spliced from 14 exons. The record is from RefSeq and is a predicted model, not a curated record. Gene Ontology annotation, cellular component: phagophore assembly site; autophagosome. Gene Ontology annotation, biological process: nucleophagy; autophagy of mitochondrion; protein localization to phagophore assembly site.